CGUCAGUCAUUCCUUCCUCGUAUUUGCAAUUCGUCGGCCAGCAUCACUGCCAGGGAUUCUUUCUCUUGUCGUCAUCGUCGUCUGGCACUCGAGGACUCUUCUCGCAUCUCGUUCCUAGGUAAGUCCUGAGCCAGCGGAAGAGGCAAUAAAGCAGGAAGAGGAAGACUGUCAGCUUUAAAACUUCAUCGCAUCUUCGAGGACCGUUGCUUCUUCGUUCGGGAAUAUGAGGGCCAUUUACUUGCUCCUCCUCGGCGUUGUUGCCAUAAAUGCCCAGCGUCGUUUAGCCUUACCUGACCCGCGAAGUUGCGCGAACCGCGUCCGUCACUCGUCGUACAGGGAUGGUAGGGGAGUUGUACACUCGUACUUCUUCAGCUGGGAACAUCUACCAACUAGGAGUCUCGAGGUGGACUGGUUGGAUGCUCGCAACAUCUGUCGUCGUCAUUGUAUGGACGCCGUGUCCCUGGAGACUCCUCAGGAGAAUGAAUUUGUCAAGCAAAGACUAGCAAGAGGAAAUGUAAGAUAUAUUUGGACAUCCGGCCGUAAGUGCAACUUCAAUGGUUGCGAUCGACCUGAUCUUCAACCCCAGAACAUUAAUGGGUGGUUCUGGUCUGGAUCUGGUGCCAAGAUUGGUCCAACGACACAACGUAAUUCCGGAGACUGGAGCAACACAGGAGGAUAUGGUCAACCGCAACCAGACAACCGUGAAGCUGCACAGGGUAACGACGAAUCCUGCCUGUCCAUCUUGAACAACUUCUACAAUGAUGGCAUCAAGUGGCACGAUGUGGCCUGCCAUCACGUGAAGCCCUUCGUAUGCGAGGACAGCGAUGAGCUUCUCAACUUUGUCGCAUCCCGAAAUCCAGGAAUCCGUCUAUAAAAGGAUCCGAUGAACGGACUCGGGCGAGCGGACCAUCACAUCGUACAUCAAAGUACGAUAAUUUUGAACACGACGAUAUUUCACGCGUAUCGCGUAUUUUCCCUCUUCGUCGUACGUUUAUUAUUUAUAAUUUACACUAACCGAUACUAUCUCUCUUUAACGAGCCGCGAUUGUAGUGCUACGCAAUUCACCAUAAAAAAAUUGAUUGGUAGCUCGAAGUAGGCGGUAAAUGCAUUUUUAGUGUUAUAUACGCGUAAAUUUCUUGUAAUUUCCUUUUGCAUCCCUUUCGUACGUGAAUAAAUGCAUUUUCUCAUUUGUA
Acromyrmex echinatior (Panamanian leafcutter ant) is the source of this 1193-nucleotide messenger RNA. RefSeq names its product C-type lectin 5 (gene CTL5). The record is from RefSeq and is a predicted model, not a curated record. Lineage: Eukaryota; Metazoa; Arthropoda; Insecta; Hymenoptera; Formicidae.